CUGUAUCUGGUUGUUAGGGAAGUAGUAGACACAAAUUGAAAUUAUUGUUUGCUCAUUUAAAGCUUGAUAAUGAAUGUACAACGGAUAACGCAAAUUGCGCGAAUAAGAAGCUUUAUCAUACUGGAUGAUAUUUUGUUCUACAUGAUGACAUAAACACACGCUUGGUAAUUAAAGGAUACAAAGUGAACAUUUUUGAUUACCAGUAUGGCUGAAUCCAGCAGCUUAAACAGUCUGGAAAACGACUCUAAUAUAUACGUGACGGACACAGCCGAAAAUUCGGAAAUUGGAGGAACAAAUAUUAAGGGUUCUGACGAAGUGUUUGAAAUGUACUGUGAAGAAUGUAACCGUGAUGGGAUACAUGUAGCUGCAUUCGCUUUUUGUAUGUCUUGUGUGGCUUACUUUUGCUCCACUUGCCUUAAAUAUCACGGAAAGUUUUUGCCGGGCCAUAAAACCUUAAAGGGAGAGAAUAUGCCACCAGAUAUUUGCACAGAAAAAUGUCAGAUUCAUAACAAUGAGAUUGUAAAAUUCUAUUGUGGUACAUGUAGGAACUUUGUUUGUUCUAUUUGUAAAACAGAUGACCAUACAGAUACAUGUAGCAUGAGAUAUGUACCUGAUAUUGUGAACGAUCUUGAAAACGGAGAAGAUUUUAAGCAGCUAAUGACAAGAAAGAAUGAUAUUGCAAAACAACUGACUCACACUAAAACCGUGAUUGACACAAAAUAUGAACGCAUUAGUAGUACUACUACAGAAGCUAAAUGUGCGAUAAAGAAAGAAAAAGAUACAUUAUUUACAAAGUUUGAUCACGAAGUGUCACAAUUGGAAGAGAAAAUUCACUUAUCAAAGACUAAUGAUUACAUGCGAGUUGACACUGCGAAAGAACAAUUUGAUUCUCUGGUAGUGGAAAUUGAAAAGCUGUCAGAUAAUAUCAAAGAGCUCUCAAAUUUUCCUAAAGGCCAAAAGUAUAAACUAUUCAUUAAAUUGACACAAUACAUCGAUACACUUUCAAAGGUUAAAGAUAUUGUUGAGGGUAUAACUAAAGAAUGUUCCACGAGCAGUGAUACGUAUGACUUUGAACUUACAAUGCAAGCAAAUGAUUUAACUGAGAGGGUGAAGACAUUUGGAACUUUUAUGAGAGGUCACUGCAUACAAUCCCAAAAGAUCAGUGAGGAAAAGCAGAAGAAGACUGCAUAUCAUAUGAAUGAUAUAAAUGUCAAAGCUGAAGCAGAUGCGAAAGACUGUUGUAUAGGUGAUUGCUGUAUGCUGUCUGAGCAAUACCUUGUUGUUUGUGACAAAAAUAACACUUCUCUUAAGUUGGUUGAUACAAAACUCAAUAAACUUGUUUAUGUAAGACCAGUUAAGUCGAAGCCUGAAACUACCACUAAGAUAAAUGAAACUGAGUUUGCUAUGGUUCGGUCCUAUGAUAAAGACGAGGAUAGGAGUAUAAUCCAGUUUCUAACGUUAACGAAGGCGAAGACACUUACAUUCCAGAAGCGUCGUAUACUUACAGAAAUGUACUGUUGGACUAUCAUGUACAUCAGUGACGACAGACUGAUCAUUUCCAUGUCGCUUGAUCAUGAAGGAAAGAUUCAAAUACUGAAUAUGAAUGGGAAAGUUUUGGCAAAUAUUGAAGAUGAUAAUGAAGGAAACAAAAUAUUUAGAUGUCCUUACUGCAUGACCUUAGAUGCUGACGCAAAGUACGCUUAUGUUAGUGAUUGGUAUGAAGACGGCAUAUUUGAAAUCGAUUUUGUUAACCAAACAACGAGUAAAAUAAACAGUAGUUUUUGGCAUCCAGUCAGGAUAACUAGUGAUAAAGAGGGAUUUAUCUAUGUAAUUGAAUCUGGUACAAACCGUGUUCAUUGCUUUCAUCCAAAAUCUGGUGAUAUCAGAUCUCAUGUUUUGUUGAAUUGCUACUCCGAAAAUUUCGAAUUAUAUGGUAUUUGCUACUCUAUAACGGAUAACAAGUUAUAUAUAGGCUAUGGUGGUCUUGAUUGUGUCAAAGUGUACAGCAUUAAAGAUAGUGCAGAUACGAAGAAAAAAAUUGAGAAAAAUGAACAGUAAACGCAGUCAACACAAAUUCAAGAGUUGGCAGGAGUCCAAUGCCGGAUGACAGCUUACUCCACGAGAUAAGUGUACUUUGAAAUAUAAAUGAAAAUAUAUCGUUGGGAGCCCAUGAGCCGUUCCUUCCCUUGACCCGCCACCAUUUUUGUUUUGACGUAUAUCUCGCGAGAUCUUUUCACCGCGCAUGCGCAAACCGUGGAAAUUUUUUCUACUAUCGUAGUAAAUUUUUUCUUGGAAGAAGAAGAUAAAUUAUGCGGAAAAAACAGGUAUUAUUAGCAUAAUUUCAUUCUCAAUCAACUAAAACUUACUAUUUUUCCCCAUUCUCAAAAGAUUUCUGAGAAAUUCUUUGUAAUAAAAGCUAAUUUUUCAGGAAAAAAAUGUACGUCUGCUUUGUUUACAUUUUAUCAAUGAAAGUCACGUGAUGCAACAAAUAAGGUAUUAGGCCAACUUAUUAAGAUUAGGUUUUCGUGACUUUUCUGAAAACUCUCACUGUUUAUUUUCUUUAUUUUAAGGAGCAUCCACAGCAUCUCAAAAAGCCUAAAGGCAGGCUGUAUUCUAGAGAAGCAUUGUCCAAAGCCUACCACCAAUGCAAUGUGAAUAAGAUGCCUGUGAAAAGAGCAGCUGCCAUUUACAAGGUGCCUGUAACAACUUUAAGGGACAGGGUACUAGGCAAAGUAGAUCAUGAAACAGCAGUUCAUGGAAAAACACCAAUAUUUUCCAAAGAGGAAGAGCUUAAGUUAAAAAAUCACUUUAAAUUGAUGGCAAGUCUUGGAUAUGGCUAUACCCGUUCAGAAUGUGUUGACAUUGCUGCUGAUUUUGCAUUUCAGCUAGGUAAAAGAACAAAAGAUAGGCCAUUAACAAUUAAAUGGAUCAGAGGUUUUUUGAGAAGAUGGCCUGAACUUAGAGUUCUAAAGCCAAGGGGGUUAGAAUAUGCCCGUGCUAGAAAGGCAUCAGAAGCUGU
Messenger RNA from Mercenaria mercenaria, 3019 nucleotides. RefSeq lists its product as uncharacterized. The transcript is spliced from 2 exons. NCBI's taxonomy places the organism in Eukaryota, Metazoa, Mollusca, Bivalvia, Venerida, Veneridae. The record is from RefSeq and is a predicted model, not a curated record. Gene Ontology annotation, cellular component: nucleoplasm; chromatin. Bases 205 to 2058 code for a protein of 617 amino acids. Gene Ontology annotation, biological process: positive regulation of DNA-templated transcription. Gene Ontology annotation, molecular function: zinc ion binding; ubiquitin-protein transferase activity.